Aspergillus heteromorphus CBS 117.55 is the source of this 1808-nucleotide messenger RNA. RefSeq names its product serine/threonine-protein kinase. The transcript has 8 exons. Bases 116 to 1744 code for a protein of 542 amino acids. NCBI's taxonomy places the organism in Eukaryota, Fungi, Ascomycota, Eurotiomycetes, Eurotiales, Aspergillaceae. Gene Ontology annotation, biological process: intracellular signal transduction; peptidyl-serine phosphorylation. Gene Ontology annotation, molecular function: ATP binding; protein serine/threonine kinase activity. The record is from RefSeq and is a predicted model, not a curated record.
AUAAAUUCUUCGUCGACCAGAUUCAGCCCGGACUUGAGUGGGAUGUUGCCGGAGGUGACGCAAAAAAGGAUCUCCAGCGUCCGUUGUUACACAACUACAUUUCACAGGUUUCCCAAUGGGAAACUCCCAAGGGAAACAGGUGGCCUCCACCGAUGAGCUGAACUUGAAUCAGUUCCGCCUGUUGCGGGUGGUUGGAAAAGGUGCUUUUGGAAAGGUUCGCAUUGUGGAGAAGAAAGACACCGCCUUGACGUUUGCACUGAAAUAUAUUCGGAAAGAAGAAGUGGUCCGGUCGGAAAGCGUACGGAAUAUCAUUCGUGAACGGCGGAUGCUCGAACACCUCAACCAUCCGUUCCUCUGCAACUUGAGAUACAGCUUCCAAGAUAUUGAAUACAUUUACAUCGUGGUGGAUCUGAUGAAUGGUGGUGACCUGCGAUUCCAUAUUUCGAGAAAAUGUUUCACCGAGGAGGCAGUUCGAUUCUGGGUGGCCGAGCUUGGGUGUGCCCUGAGGUAUAUCCACUCGCAGGGAAUCAUCCAUCGUGAUGUCAAGCCGGACAAUGUCCUAUUGGAUUCGGAGGGACACGUCCAUUUAGCUGAUUUUAAUGUUGCUUCCGAUUUCCGACCGGGCAAGCCCCUCACGAGUAAAUCGGGCACGUUAGCAUACCUAGCCCCUGAGGUAUACGAAGGAGGUGGAUACUACUGUGAGGUGGAUUGGUGGUCGCUGGGAGUCACGUUCUAUGAGUGUAUCUAUAACAAGCGCCCAUUUGAAGGUCGGAGCCAGGAUGUCCUCAGCGAGAACAUCAAGAAGGCGCAACCGAAGUACUACGUCACAAAUCCGGCCGUCUCCGUUCCCUGUCUCCGAGCAUUGGCAGCACUGAUGGAAAGAGACCGGUCGAAGCGAAUCGGUGCGAUCAGCUUCGAGAGCUUCACCUCGCAUAUGUUCUUUGCCGACAUUGACUUCGUCGCACUCGAGCACAAGGAGGUACCGCCGGUAUUCACGCCAUCCAGCGAUAAGACCAACUUUGAUGCGACAUAUGAUCUGGAGGAGCUGCUGUUGGAGGAGGCGCCGCUCGAGGCCCGGGCUCGCCGGCAAAAACCAAGAGCGGAGCUACGGGACGACGCAACGGCGAAAGAAAUCCGAGAAGACGAACUUCACCGUCUCAUCGAGACGAUGUUUGAGCCCUUCGAUUACACCCGGGUGGUAUAUGCAGGAAACGCCGCGGAAGCGAUUGCAGCAUCAACCAACCCCGAAGAGUGCCUCCCGCUCCAGUCCACAAAUUCACAUUCCCGCCAAGUCUCGCAGCCUGACCUGUCGAGAAAUUCGCCUCCCCUACGCAACGACGGAUCGGCCAGCCACUUGACUCAGCCGGACGCCCCGUCUCCUCUCAGCGAGACGCCAACCUCACAAGCAUCUCUGCCUCCCCCGCCGCCGCCGCCAGCGCCGCCCUUCCAUCGUCCCCUACCGCCAAAUGCAAAUGCCGCAGCGCGCCCGCGAGGCGCGACACGGAAGACCAGCAAGGGUGGAGGCGUUCAGAUGGUGCUAGAGGAAGCCGGCAGUUGGAGCGAGCUCGCCGACCACAGCACCACCCUUCCUGCGGAAGGCUACGAUACGGGGUCGGCCAAAGGAAAGGGCUCCAACAGCGGCAUGCUUGCUUUCCUCAGCCGAAAGAAGGGGCGCGACAGGAGUCCGAAGCCCCAGGAGCCGGGCGUGCUGGGUAAAGAGGGAGCCCGGCAGAUCAUCAGCUGAAGAGCCAGCAAUUCGGCUCGAUACCCGGAGGGGAAGGCUUCGCUAUGACUUGACCGCUGUUGAA